Molecule: messenger RNA, 3234 nt
Organism: Sporothrix brasiliensis 5110
Lineage: Eukaryota; Fungi; Ascomycota; Sordariomycetes; Ophiostomatales; Ophiostomataceae
Exons: 3
Coding region: 1-3234 (1077 amino acids)
Biological process (GO): proteolysis
Molecular function (GO): cysteine-type peptidase activity
Source: RefSeq, a predicted model, not a curated record
AUGCCACGAAAAGUCGCUCCAGUCAGCCACAACCCGCCCUGCCCCGAAGAUGCAUUUCACGUCGACGACAUCAGGGUCUUUGGCCUUGCGGCCUAUAAGGCAGUCGUUGCGCAACAGGACAUUAUACAAACGGGACGAGAGGCCUGCAACACCAUCCUGUCCUCUGUGCUACCGCGCGAUGUCGCCCCGACCGUCACAAAUUUCCUGUUGUCUGGCGCCCGCGGGCUCACCAAGAAGGACAAGGCCAUCUUGUACAACUGCACGGCGCUUCGGCGGGUGGAGCGACAAUGGGGCAUCGAGGACAUAGGCCGCUAUGGCUGGCACCGCCAUGGCAAGACGUUCUGCGACAGCCUGCGCACCUUGUCGAAGCAGCUCGCGUGGACAGAGGCGGCGCCGCUGGUCCGGCGGGUCAUGUUCGACGGGGACGUCGGGCAGCACGGCGCAAAGGCGCUGGACCUGUCGCUGCAGCUGUGCCACGUCGAGACGAUUCGACAAAACCCGGCGAGCAUUACGCCGCUGGCUGGCAUUGCCGACUUGCCGCCCGAACAGCAAGACAACUUCGAGCUGGACAGACACGGCUUUCUGCAGCGGUCCGUGGCCGGACAACGCAGAUGGCUCCAGAACGAGGCACUGCGAUUCAGAGUGCGGCUCGACGACCAGUCCGUGGCCCACGUCGCCGCCGACGGCGCGUUGUCUGAGGUGGCUGUCAAUGUCUUUUUGCAGCACCUCACGCGCCACGCAAAAGCAGACGCAAAGGUCCUCUUUCGACGGGCAGCGGCGGGGAAAGACGACCUCUCGGGCGUACUGACCAUCAGCGACACGGAACGGCGCUUCUUUGACUCGGUCGCCGCGCCGUUUCGGUGCCAUGGCUGGUGGUACGUGGCUGUCUGGCCCGACGUGCGUCGCGCGCAGAGAACGGUGCUCGCUCUGUCGCAAAACGCUCCCCGCCGCCCGCUGCAGUGCCCGACGGAGACGGACGUACUUGUGCUCCCCGAUGCGGCUCACGACAAGUUUGCGAGCAACUUCCUCGUCUUUCCUUGUCUCCGCGCCGUUGUGGCCGGUCUCGCCCGGUUCAACGGCGCAAUACAACGUCACCAAAUCUGCUGCAGCACCGAUGUGCCGACUGUGGUCGCCGAGGUCAAGGAGAUUGUGGCAGCAUCGAUUCUCCGAUCACGCCAGGACAAGGCACGCGUGGAACACGAUGCUGCUGCAAAACAGACACGAGACGCGGCAGAAGCUCCCGCAAGGCUGGAUUCAGGCAGCUCGACGCGAGACAAUCAUCUCGAGCUUCUAAAAGGACUGCCGGCCCAGCAUGACUUGAAAACCCUCGACGACGGGCAGCUGCUCAACGACGCCAUCGUCAACUUUGGCCUCUACACCAUCGGCAAGCGACAUCCGAACAACACAUUUUUCUUCAACUCGUUUCUCAUAACGAAUUGGCAGCUCCAGAGAGGAAAAGUGCAAGGACAGCCGUCCUGCGCCAAAUGGACAAAAGGCACGGACCUCACCUCCUACGACUGCAUCGUUGUACCGAUCCAUGACCCGGACCGUGUCCAUUGGCUCGGCGCCAUCUUGUGGCGCAACACACCAAAAGCGUCGACGAAGAAGAAUGCCGACUGUGCUUUCAAGCUCACCAUACUUGAUUCACUCGGCGCGAACGCAAGUGGACACGACGCGUACCGCGCUGCUGUCAAGGCAUGCCUGGCUCCCAUCCGCAUCAUCGACCAACCGGCGGCUCGUGUGCCGCAGCAGACCAACGCCUGGAGUUGCGGGGACCAUUUGCUCCGCAACAUUGACUCUGCCCUGCGCAGUCUGCGCGAGUUUACCAGGGCCGUGGCCAAGGGUGCCAGCCUGGAGUGGGAGAGGGAGAUGGACGAAAAGAACCAACGUGCCACCCUCAAAAAGGCCGCGGAGGAAACCCUCAAGGAAAACCCCGACGAAACACUAAAGGCAGGCGACGCGGCAACCGAGUCUACGAAUACCACACGCAGCGGAGCUUCCGCUUCCUGUGCGGACCUGUCAGUCGUACUCGACACGACCAGCACCGGUGGCAUAUCCGGGACGGCUGCAGACGAGGCCGUGUGUCAGGAGGCCAGCGUGGCCGAAAUCGUCGACGGCUUGCGCGAUACGCGCUUCUUGGCCCUCGCAAGACGAUUGUUCACCGCAUACCAGUCUUCGAGUCUGUCCAAGGCAUACGACAUCGAAGCAAUUAUCCAAUCCGCAGAAAGCAGUCCACCCACGCAGUCGACGCCGUCCACAUCCGUCCCGGUUACACCAACGGCAGCGGCGGUGGCGGCCGGCCAAAAUAAGAGGAGAGCGCCGGAGACAUUCCUAGCGCCUCAAAGAGGACCAAAGCGACUGGUUGCGGAGCCGUCGCCCGGCGCAGCGGCGCGCUCUGCCUCGCUUCCUCCACAGAGCUCGGUCGGCAUUUCCGGCCUCCCCUCUCCUCCGCCAUCCGACAGCUGGCGCCCAAGUACCAAUACGGAUCACUGUCUACCUGCUCUGGGCGUCGACGGCAGCAGCACCGGCACAUGCAGAACCCAAGCAACACUGCAUCUACCGUUUGAUCCAGUACAUGAAUCGUCCGGUGGGGCGAAGUCGGCAACAUCGGAAAGGUCGACCACCGACACCCCGACCCCAUGUCCUUCCUGGAACAUUGACGUCUCGUUGACCGACUAUGAUGUCGAUAUUGCCAACAAUCACCAGUAUCUCUGCUAUAAGCGCCCACCUCUCCCUUCGUUGGUUAUCUAUGAGGAGGCCGUCCGUUUCCUCAAAGAAGGAGGAGGAGGAGGAGGAGGAGCGACGACGGGGUGGAUCCAUAAGAUCUUGUCCGAGGUGCCCACUGUGUGCAACUGUCCCAAGGAGUUGUAUGAAAUGUCCAAAUGCAUCGACCGGGGCCAGCAGCUCGUGGAAGCGGGCCAGGAGUUUUUGCCAGACAGUGGCAGCAUCGGCGAGCACAUUUACAUGCGAACACAGGAAGCAGGGCGGGCCAACGUGUUUGCGGACGAUGCGUGGCGGUGGGAACAGGCUGUCAUUGGUAUUCCGAAGCGAGGGCCGUUUCUGUUUGGAUGUACUUUUCCUCGGGAUGGGCUGUCUCUCCGUGUCUUGCAAGAAUGGGACGGGAUCGGGACCGUCUACCUCGCUCCGCGACACGAUGGCCAUGUGUUGUUCAUGGUAUCGAUUUCUCGGGAACCAGGAUACACGCUGGCUCUGAGCCUGCUCGUCGUUAAUUGA